AUGUCCUGUACCUGCUGCACAAAGCCACUAAGAUCGGCGAGUAGCUUACAAAAAGAUCCCUUCUAUGUUCACACGUCCACGGUGUUUGAUUCUCUGACCUGCCAGUUUCUAACGGACGUCUCGUUCAAAGUGGACCCAACGACUGGUUUAAUCACGCAAGUUCUACACAAAGAGAACGAUCUGCAAGUUUCCACCACCGACAUUGACCUCAGAGGCAAGAUCGUGAUGCCGGGGUUUGUGGACGCGCACACUCAUAUUUUUCUUCAUUCCUACGACGAGGCCGACAACGCCAAGCAGAAGCGGGACGAGAGCUUUGUGGAGCGGGUCAUCCGAGCUACCAAUCACUGCAGAACAGCGCUCAUGGCUGGUUAUACCACUUACAGAGACCUAGGGUCGGAGGGGAUGCAGGAGGCAGACGCAAAUUUUAGAGACGCCGUCAAUAGAGGCAUUGCAGUGGGUCCACGGCUAUUUGUCGCCACGAAGGUGUUGACGUCAGUUGCUGGCAUCAAGACGCACACAGAGAACACAAUUGGGGGCACACGACUGCCUGUGACCAGUGAAGAAUGUGACGGCGAAGAUGAAAUUAGGAAAGCCGUGAGACGGCGAAUUGGACUUGGCUGCGACGUAGUCAAAUUCUUUGCCGACUACCGCAAGCGUAUCAUGCGGUAUCCGCCGGCCAUACCGCACCCAUAUGUCUCGUCGGUGAUGUUCCCGCCAGACAAUCCCAACCCGGAUGUGGUGCUCUACACGCAGAAGGAAAUGAACGUUAUUUGCGAAGAGGCCCGAAACGCAGAUUGUCCUGUCGCGGCGCACUGUGCAACCAACAGAGGCGCAGUGAUGGCUGCAAGGGCCGGUGCACACACCAUCGAACACGGCUUUUGGUGCGACACAGACACUCUGGCAGUGCUAAAGGAAAACCAAUGCAUUCUGGUUCCGACUUUGGCCAUUGCCGAGCGGCUGUAUGGGUCAGCGUUUGCAGGCCUGCUUGCCAAGACACAUGAGGCCUGGAAAAUGGGUUUGAUUCAGGCAUGUGGCGGUGAUACAGGCACUUUCAACCACGGAGAAAACGUGAGAGAGGCAGAACUUUUUUUGGAAGCAGGCAUUCCGCUCGAAGACACUCUAAGGUCGUUGACGUAUCACGGCUGGCUGGCAUGUGGCGGCGAUUUGUGUGGCAGGAAAUUUGGCUGGUUGGCGGAGGGCACCGCCGCCGACAUGGUAGCUCUUGACGAAGACCCUCGGCAGAACGCUAAAGCCUUGCGACAUGUGUCCUUUGUAAUGAAAGACGGCCGCGUGUACAAGAAAGAUGGAAAGCAAAUACUUAAUUAA
Molecule: messenger RNA, 1326 nt
Organism: Ogataea parapolymorpha DL-1
Lineage: Eukaryota; Fungi; Ascomycota; Pichiomycetes; Pichiales; Pichiaceae
Exons: 1
Coding region: 1-1326 (441 amino acids)
Molecular function (GO): hydrolase activity, acting on carbon-nitrogen (but not peptide) bonds
Source: RefSeq, a predicted model, not a curated record